AUGAGUCCAUCCCCUGCUGAAGAACCUUCACUGCAGCAAUCCAGGAGUCCAUCCCCUGCUGAAGAACCUUCACUGCAGCAAUCCAGUAGUCCAUCCCCUGCUGAAGAACCUUCACUACAUGGGCUCAGGAGUCCAUCCCCUGCUGAAGAACCUUCACUACAUGGGUUCAGGAGUCCAUCCCCUGCUGAAGUACCUUCAUCAGGAGUGUUUAACUGUUCAUCCGUUGAGAGACACCUACCACCAGCGUCCGCUAGGCCUCCAUCUUGGGACUACACUUGUGAUGUGGUGGGGAACUUAAAUGUCGCUUUUCCACUGGGAGACGAGGCUUCAGGUGUCACCGGUACUCGACUAUCUUGCAGCUCCUUCCCUGCAGUUGCGAAGAGAGCAUCAUCGCCUCUUCAAGGGAGGGAAAAUAAUGACCCCGCAUGCAGCGCCUCUGUUAGUGAGACAGGUGGUGAGGCAACUUUUGCUGUUGAAGAACAUUCAGAAAACAAAGUUGCAUCAGGCUUUAAAAGGAAAAGAAGCGUAGACUUAACAGCUAAUUAUGAUCAACGGAAAAGAACUGCAGUCGAUCAAGUAGAUCUUCUUAAGAAUAUUCUGAGAGAGAAUCUAGAGGCUCAAACUUCGCACGGUAUUGUCCAUCGCAAAAGAGUGGUCACUCGCGCCGUGUCGAGGAGGUUGGCUCGCCGCUCACCAAAUCAUAGUCUUCAGCAUGUGGCUGCUGCAAGGACUGAAAUAUUCGAUGCUGUGGAGUCCGGAAAUUUUGAGAGGAUGCGGGAAUUGCUUCAAGACACUGGCCCUGGCGUAAGGCAUGGGAACACCCGCUGUACGCUUCUCCACGCGGCAGUGGAACACCAGCAGGUGGACAUGGUGCUGUUCCUCCUCAAAGUUAUAAGUCCCAACGUGGUGAACAAGGAUGGGCGCACGCCGGCACACUUGGCUGCACGGAGCGGCCACACGCAGGUACUCAGACUGUUGUUGGCAGACCCUCAGAUGGAUCCAGACAAGCGGGACAGCUCCAGGAAGACUUACAAACAUUGGCUGGUGCUGCCGCUGCUGGAGGCAGUGCUGAAGAACAGCCGCGCAAAGGUUCAGGAGUUGCUGAGGCUUGACGCUGACCCAGACUGUGCUGUGGAGCCCCUGUGGGAGGGUCCCGCUGCCACGGAGCUGCAGGUCACCACGGCGCGGCAGCUGGCGCACACACUGCACCAUGACGACAUACUAGCACUGCUGAAAAGGCGUGCUGAGGAUGAUGCCGAAGAUGACGACCCGGGCGUUCCGUUGCAGACGAUGGUGCAGCGCGACAACAGCGGCACGAAUAAGAAAAUAAAACUGUGUGUUGACGUGUCUCCAGCCGAGAUCAGCGGGAAGGACGUGUACAAGAUGGACGCCGCCCCCAGGGGCUACGUCUGUCUCCUCGGCUACGGAUCCUUCAAGGGCCGUCCGGACCUAAACCUCGAGGGUUCAGAAACCGACGCCCACAACCUGGCCAACAUAUUCAGCAAGAUGGGGUACAGUGGCCGCGCCCACUUCUCCCUCACGGCCAAACAGACGCGGCAGCAACUAGCUGACCUCAGGGACAAUAAGAUGCUGGAGCAGGCCGGCUGUGCCGUCUUCGUUAUUUCUAGUCACGGCGCUUCUCGCCGACACUUUCUGACCAGCGACAUGCAGACCAUCGACACUCAGUGGGUGCUCGACUUCUUCAAGGACUCACAGUGUCCCUCCCUGAAGAACAAACCAAAACUAUUCAUCUGGAACUUGUGCCGCGGACACCUGCAGGAGGAGAGCGGCCGAGGAGGCAGCCAGGGCGAAGUGAGCAGCCGAGUGGACGAACCGCUGCGGGAUGUGAUGUGCCUCGAGGCGGCAAGCGGAAGCUUCAGCUGGCACAGCUUCUCCGAGGACGGAACUCCCUUCAUCGGGGCGCUGUGCCGCACUCUGGCGCGCCACGCCGCCACCAAGGAGCUGACACAGCUGUACAGAGACUUUCUGCAGGAGUACACCGACGUGGCCCCCUAUGCUGUUCCGCAGCUCACUAACCACGGCUUCAGUAAGAGGUUUUACUUUAAUCCAGACAUUAAAAACUGUGUUUCCGGAAACUUAUAAGGCGCCAUAUCUAUCUUGACAUGUUUUUAAUAGAACUAAUAGUAUGCUGAAUUGGUGGCUGUUUAUACAUGUUGAGCAAAUGAAUAAUAAAUCAAUUUGAGAAGCUUUAUACCUCAAACAAUCCAGCUAACAACUGUCAACUGUCACAUGGGUUUAGCAGCUUAUAUAUAUGUUUAUUGUGUCCACUGUUUAGUUACCUCAUGGCUUAGUUACCUCAUACCACUGUAACACUAAACUUGAGAAGCGCCAGUUCGGCCAUCUACCUUACAUGUAACCCUGAAUAAUAUGUUAAAUAAUAAUGUUAAAUGCAACAAAGAA
Eriocheir sinensis (Chinese mitten crab) is the source of this 2421-nucleotide messenger RNA. RefSeq lists its product as uncharacterized. Lineage: Eukaryota; Metazoa; Arthropoda; Malacostraca; Decapoda; Varunidae. The transcript is spliced from 5 exons. Bases 1 to 2103 code for a protein of 700 amino acids. Gene Ontology annotation, molecular function: protein binding; cysteine-type endopeptidase activity. The record is from RefSeq and is a predicted model, not a curated record. Gene Ontology annotation, biological process: proteolysis.